This is a messenger RNA of Hippocampus zosterae (dwarf seahorse), 3346 nucleotides long. RefSeq names its product GATA binding protein 4 (gene gata4). Gene Ontology annotation, molecular function: DNA-binding transcription factor activity, RNA polymerase II-specific; RNA polymerase II cis-regulatory region sequence-specific DNA binding; zinc ion binding. The transcript is spliced from 8 exons. The record is from RefSeq and is a predicted model, not a curated record. Gene Ontology annotation, biological process: negative regulation of transcription by RNA polymerase II; positive regulation of transcription by RNA polymerase II; cell fate commitment. Bases 103 to 1503 code for a protein of 466 amino acids. Gene Ontology annotation, cellular component: nucleus. Lineage: Eukaryota; Metazoa; Chordata; Actinopteri; Syngnathiformes; Syngnathidae.
GGCCUGUAUCAGUGAUACGACUUGUCAUGUGCAAACACACAAUGUACUGUACAGUAACAGAAAAACUCUUAUUUUUGUAAACUUUUCACCCCCUUUCUUUCUAUGCAGGUCAGGUUGUGUGAAAGUAGCGCUGAGGAGAAGCUCCGAUUGGAAUCGCAAAGGCCUUCUCAUGUGAUGAAUCAAAAUGACAAUGCAACGUUGCAAUUUGCACAUGUUUUUGAGAGGGGCAAGGCCGAGAAAGAGAGAGCGCCAGAGAUCUUGAUCGAGCUUCCAGGAGAGGAUAUGUACCAGGGAAUCAUGACCACCAACCACGGACAUCCAUCUUACGAGGCCGGCUUCCUCCACAACAGCUCGUCGGCCACGUCGCCGGUUUACGUGCCGACCACCCGGGUGGUCACGCAGAUGAUUCCCGGCCUGCCCUACCUCCAGUCACCCGGCGCGUCGCAGCCGGGCACGCCGGUGUCCAGCCACUCCGGCUGGGCUCAACCGGGUGUCGAGUCCUCGUACAACCACUCGUCGGUGUCCCCGCGGUUCAGUUUCUCCGCAAGCCCGCCUCUCUCCUCCGUCGGGGCGAAGGAGCAAGCGGCGGCGGCGGCUGCUGCCGCGGUGGCCGCCUCCUCGUACGGCAGCCCGCUGAGCAUCUCUGCUAAUGGGCGAGAGCACUACGGCGCCCGGGGGCUCGGCGGCUCCUACCACAGCCCUUACCCGGCGUAUAUGAGCACCAACGUGGGCGGAACGUGGUCUGCGUCGCCCUUCGAGAGUCCGGUGCUCCACGGCCUCCAGGCAGGUGCUCCAACUGGCGGGACGCGACAUCCGAAUAUUGACCUUUUUGAUGACUUCGCAGAGGGCCGAGAGUGCGUCAACUGUGGGGCCAUGUCCACGCCGCUAUGGAGGCGGGACGGCACGGGCCACUACCUGUGCAAUGCCUGCGGGCUUUACCACAAGAUGAAUGGCAUCAACAGACCUCUAAUCAAGCCCCAGAGGCGACUAUCGGCCUCCCGGAGGGUGGGCCUGUCUUGCACCAACUGUCACACCACCACCACAACCCUUUGGCGACGAAAUGCUGAGGGAGAGCCCGUGUGCAACGCCUGCGGCCUCUACAUGAAACUGCAUGGGGUCCCGCGGCCUCUCGCCAUGAAAAAAGAGGGCAUCCAGACCCGCAAGCGCAAACCCAAGAACCUGAACAAGAGCCAAACUGGGCCUCUAAACAACGAGGGGACUCCGAUGACACCAAACAACACUCCCCGGGGCCCCGCCUCCUCUUCCUCUUCCUCCUCCUCCUCUUUGGGCACAUCCUCCAUGUCCGAGGAGGCCCGGCAGAUAAAGACAGAACCGGACACUCUCAAUUUAUACGCACACAACGGCACACACACGCAGAUCUCAGCUCUGCCCGCCUACAUGACGGCUCAAGGCGGGACCCUCGCUCUGAAGAUGCCCCCUGGGGGACACGGGGGCUCUUCGGGCUCAAAAGCCGAGCCAUGGAACAACCUCAUCCUAGCUUAGAAAGAAAAAUGGGCGUGGACUGAAAGAGGCGGAGCGUCAAAGAGCAGCACUGUGACAAGGUUCUUCCAAGUGAGGAGUGUUUUGAUUUGAAAACAGCGUUUUGACAGUUGAUGGAAACACAAGGCUUCAUGUCCAGUUCAGCAGGUGACGCAAGAAACAGGUCAGAGUUAAAUUUCCAAGUCAGUAUUGACGCAUCUGCUCAGUCAACAUUGCACAUGCCAAAUGUCAUACGUUGAAAAGUUGCAACAUUUCAGGGUAACUUUGGAAUUUUUAGUCACAGGAUAUAUUAUCUUCAAACCCUUUAAAAUGAGAACUUUUUUCUUUUUUUUUUUAAUCAUUGUGUCCGCAAUUUUUGUGGAUGUUUGGUUAAGAUCCAAAAAUUAUGAGCAAACCAUUCCGAUUUUUUUUUAAAGGAAUUUUUGGAUGUCAAAAUGACACAAAGUAAUAAAACGAAAUAUCCAAUGUAUUUUGUAGAUUUUGACCCAAAAGUUUCAUGUGCUUAAAUUUUGGGCUCUGUUUUCGUAGACAGCGCAAGCAGACUGACUAAGUUUUCUUUAAUAUACUAUAAUUUGGUGUGUCCCUAACCGUGUUGUUGACGUUGAUUCAAAAAAAUUUCGUUGUUUUUUUUUGUCUUGCAAUUCAGAAUUUUACAAUGUUUUUUUUCUUUUUUUUCGUUUUUGUAUUUUUUCCUUUUACCAGUAAAAGCAGAUUUUACCAUGCAUUGUUUUUAUGGCUAGGACGUUUCACAAAAUAAACUAAACUUAACCCUUAAUUUAUAAAUAUUACUGCAUAUCUUAAUCUAGUAAAUAUUAGAUUAUUGCUAUGAUUGUUAUCAUUAUUAUUUUAAUGAAAAUAUGAAGUGCUACAGAAAAAAAGGGCAGAUUUGGUAUCAGCGCAAAUACUUGAUCUAACACAGAUUACUAGCAUCUCAGAUAAAAAUAUUUUUAAAAAAUGUGUUGACCAGUGUUAUCAAACGCAACGAAAGCAGGUCUAAGUUGUGGCGCAGGUGAAGUAAUGUGAUUUUAGUGGAUUUGAUCAAGGUGCAGGCAGACAGAUUCUGAGCUCUGCGGGUAUGUGUGGUGGAUGUUUUCAUAUUUCAUUCAUAAAUAUAACAACAGUGUGCAUCAAACCCUCUGUAUCAUUGUAGAAAUCAAUUCAUUGAACGCAUUAUGAUUAUUAUCAUCUUGAAUAUGUUUUUGAAAGCACCCCCCUUGGCUCCGGCACAGUUAUGGGAUGCUUGAUCGAGGGUGGAAGACGUCUAACUCCCGAAAAUACCCAAAGAAUGAAAACUCCACUCAAGUGCCCAAUUGGACUUCGCGUUGCGCUAGACGUGCACCAGGCACGAAAACAGAGCCCUUUGUGUCAUUGUCCACUCAUUCCUCAAGCGAAAAUUAGGUUCUCGCUUUCGGAAUCUUGUUCUACGAUUGGAUUUCUUUCCAACGGCACAACAUACCAACUGUAAUCAGUUAAUUGUCAUGCAGCUCGGUAAACUCAAGGUCUCAUUGUGUAUAAUGAUUGUACAGUAUUUUUAUUUUUUUUGUGGCAAGUGUGUAAAUGUGGUAUACUAUAUUGCUGCAUGUAAUUAACCCCAAAGCGGCAACUUUUAUCUACAUGUAUGUAAGGGCUCUCCACUCCAAUUUUUAUAUAUAUGUAUAAAAUCACCAUUUGGGCUAUAUUGCAAAAACCCAGAAGAUGGAUUUGGAUGCACUCAAUCGAGACUACCUAUACUACCGUCUCUUUGUGGCUGCAAUGUCAGACACAGCGGGUCACAAUGAAAAUGUGCUGAGUUGACAUGUGGCGUCAUUCAUGUUUAAUAAAGGCAAAGCGACCUCCAGUUUCAGUC